Seriola dumerili (greater amberjack) is the source of this 1598-nucleotide messenger RNA. RefSeq names its product translocase of inner mitochondrial membrane 17B (gene timm17b). Gene Ontology annotation, biological process: protein import into mitochondrial matrix. Bases 64 to 660 code for a protein of 198 amino acids. Gene Ontology annotation, molecular function: transmembrane protein transporter activity. Lineage: Eukaryota; Metazoa; Chordata; Actinopteri; Carangiformes; Carangidae. The record is from RefSeq and is a predicted model, not a curated record. The transcript is spliced from 5 exons. Gene Ontology annotation, cellular component: TIM23 mitochondrial import inner membrane translocase complex; mitochondrial inner membrane.
CCCAAAACAGCACACGGCGCGCACAAUGAUGACGCAACACCGUUUGUCUUGACGACAACAAACAUGGAGGAGUAUGCCCGUGAACCUUGUCCCUGGAGGAUAGUGGAUGACUGUGGAGGAGCUUUCACUAUGGGUGCAAUUGGAGGAGGGGUGUUCCAGGCGAUCAAGGGCUUUCGUAAUGCCCCUGCGGUGAGUUCAAAAGAUAAUUGUUUGCUCUCAGACUCAGACAUCAGGUUUUCAAACUCAGAACUGAACAAUGCUCUAAUGUUUCAGGGUGUGGGACACCGCCUGAGAGGUAGUGCAAAUGCAGUGAGAAUAAGAGCUCCACAGAUUGGAGGUAGCUUUGCUGUAUGGGGAGGCCUCUUCUCCACAAUCGACUGUGGUCUAGUUCGGGUCAGAGGGAAAGAAGAUCCCUGGAACUCCAUUACAAGUGGUGCGCUGACUGGAGCUAUCCUGGCAGCACGCAGUGGACCUUUAGCUAUGAUGGGCUCCGCCAUGAUGGGGGGGAUUUUGCUCGCUCUCAUUGAGGGUUUUGGGAUCCUCCUAACCAGAUACACAGCGCAGCAGUUUCAGAAUCCUAUUCCCUUUGCGGACGACCCCAGUCAGUUACCUCCAAAGGAUGGAGGUCAGCAGCAGGGUGCAAAGGGGCAGUUUCAGUAGAGAGCAGUAAGGACUGACACCAGCUGUGGACAGAGUGAGUCAGACCAGAGAACAGGAUACUAUAGCAGGUAUCAGGAUGAAUGGGAGACACUGGUCCCUGCGGUGGUGUCAAGUAGUUGCACUAUGUGCUUAUAAACCUCAGGGGCAAAUUACUGUGAGUUUUAGUUAUUUAUGAGUCAAUUUGAUAAACCUCAUGUUUGCACCUUCAGCAUCUCAUUCAACACUAUCUGUAUCAGGGGUCAUUGUUUCAUUGCUGUGACCUUUUUGGGUUAAAUAUGCAAUUCUAAAAUUUAUAUAUAAAACAAAUGUGAUUGUACAACAUCUUAGGAACAUUUAAUAAUUAAGCAUCCAAAUAUUUUAUAAUUGUAUGCAUAGACUUAUAAAUAAAUAUUAAAGCCAUUGUUUAAAUGGCUGAAAAGUAUAAAAGUAGUUGUGUGUGAGUAGUAAAGAAGAUGAGACUUUACAAGAUCACAUUUGUUCAGUGAGGUUUUACCAUGGAGGAUGGUAUGGUGCGAGUCUGUUUCUAAGUAUGAAUUAUAUGUCAGCUGAGACAAUCACUCAAAAGACCUUUUCAUGUUUUUAGAUAAUGCGUGUGCUUAAGAAAACCUCAUUCCUUCUUUGUUUGCAGUUUUAUCCUCCCCUGGCAGCUUUUGUAACUUUGAAUCUUUGUUGAACAAUUAUCAUCUUACACACUAGAAUGGAUUAGCUCAAGUCAUGUCUGUAAUACUGAAAAGACACGGAUGAGCUCCUGGAAAUUAUAGCUUGUAUCAGUAUACUUAGACAGUUCACUUAGCUGGUUAUCAAGCACCCUCCUCACUUUGAUUUCUCCAUUAUCCCUCAAGCAACCAAGCACUUUUUAAACUCUGUCUCUCUGUUCUGUUGAAACAGCAGAGAGACAGUGCAGCAUGAUCCAGUGUUUUGCUGUCAAACUAUGUAUA